GGGGGCGCCAACUAGAUCUCAGGCAAAAAAAAAGUCGGGCACACCGAAUGGGUUUCACGUAGAUCUUGGCCCUUUUAACAUAAUUUCUGUGACGAAGCACCAUUAUUUUUAAAGUGAAGUAUUACCGUGAUCUACCUGUGCGUGAAUUAAUCGCUAUGUAUUAAAUAACCUACCUAAAAUCGAUAUAAAACCGAUUCUUUUUCGUGCAAUAGUGUCAUGAGACUGCUUAUGUAACACAUCUCUCUGAAAAUAACCUUUUGAAUACAUCUAGCGUUUGUUUACCUCACAUAAGGGUAUUAUAAAUCACCAUGUUGCGAAGGUGCUCUAAACAUCUUCAGACCAUAUACCGGAGGCAGGGACAAGUCUACCGGUGCCGGUCUUCCGAGGUGCCCAAGAUCUAUGGAGCGGUACACCAGGCCACGCGGCUAGCCAAGCCCAGGGUCCUCACCGCCCACAACCAAGUGGCGUCGAUUCAUUUCACAAACCCACUCCUCGCAGAACAGGAUGUCAUGACUCCAAGCUUCCCAGACUCCGUCUCCGAAGGUGACGUGAAGCUCGACAAGAAAGUCGGUGACGCUGUAGCCGCUGACGAGGUCGUCUUGGAAAUAGAGACGGACAAAACCGCCAUCCCGGUCAUGGCGCCCGACCAUGGUAUCAUUAAAGAGCUGUACGUAAAGGAUGGAGACACUGUUAAAGCCGGACAGAAGUUGUUCAGGAUUGAGAUUACAGGUGCUGCGCCUAAGAAGGCUGCCGCUCCAGCCCCGGAACCUCCUAAGGCGCAAGCUCCCCCACCACCACCUAAGGUUGAGGCUGCGCCGCCCACACCUCCUCCAGCAGCUGCAGCUCCCCCUCCACCUCCACCUCCUCCACAGGCUCCUCCAGCCCGAGCAGCAGCCCCUUCAGGAGGCCCAAUCUCCUCCAUCCCCGUAGCAGCUAUCCGCCAUGCCCAAGCUAUCGAAACUGCCUCCGUGAAAGUACCCCCUGCGGACUAUAGCAAAGAAAUCGUCGGGACGCGAAGCGAACAGCGCGUGAAAAUGAACCGCAUGAGACAGAGGAUCGCGGAACGUCUGAAACAGGCGCAAGACACGAACGCCCUGUUGACGACAUUCAACGAGGUCGACAUGUCCCACAUUAUGGCAUUCCGCAAGAAGAACCUGGAAGCAUUCACCAAAAAAUUCGGUGUUAAACUUGGUUUAAUGUCGCCGUUCGUCAAAGCAUCAGCGAGCGCCCUCCUCGACCAGCCGGUAGUGAACGCAGUUAUCGAUGGAAACGAAAUAGUUUAUCGCGAUUACGUGGAUAUAUCAGUAGCUGUCGCGACACCGAAGGGCCUAGUCGUGCCUGUUAUAAGGAACGUCCAGACUAUGACGUACGCCGACAUCGAGUUAACCAUUGCUGAAUUAGCAGAUAGAGCGAGAACUGGCAAGCUAACAAUCGAAGAAAUGGAUGGCGGUACAUUCACCAUCAGCAACGGUGGAGUGUUUGGUUCCCUGAUGGGCACACCUAUUGUGAACCCGCCCCAAUCAGCCAUCCUGGGGAUGCACGGUAUCUUCGAGCGGCCGGUAGCUCUUAACGGCCAGGUUGUGAUCCGACCAAUGAUGUACAUAGCCCUGACAUACGACCACAGGUUGAUCGAUGGACGUGAAGCAGUCCUCUUCUUGAGGAAAAUCAAGCAAGGCGUUGAAGAUCCCGCGUCGAUUAUAGCUGGCCUUUAAAUUUAAACGCAGAACCCAGCUAUGGUCAUACCUUAGAUGCACACCCAGCAACAGGACAGUAUGCUUGAAUCAACGUCAGAUGAACAUAAUUUUGAACACAAACUAGAUUAAGUAACAUAUAUUUUAAACUUACAGAGCGCAUUUCGAAACUGCGCUAUAAUUUGCAACAUAAUUGUGUGUCUAUGGUUUUUUGUUACCAGUAUAAGAGAUCGACUACUGGCGCGAUCGAUGAGGGUAGUUUGAUAAAAUCGUGUAAAUCUAGUUGCCUCAACAAAUCGUUGCGUUCACGUUUGUAUUUAUUUAUACGUCCGUCUGCGUAUUGUAUUAUUUAUCAUGUAAUAAGUUAUAAUAAAGUACAUUACGAACCUA
Molecule: messenger RNA, 2081 nt
Organism: Zerene cesonia (dogface butterfly)
Lineage: Eukaryota; Metazoa; Arthropoda; Insecta; Lepidoptera; Pieridae
Product: dihydrolipoyllysine-residue succinyltransferase component of 2-oxoglutarate dehydrogenase complex, mitochondrial-like
Exons: 2
Coding region: 309-1712 (467 amino acids)
Biological process (GO): tricarboxylic acid cycle
Cellular component (GO): oxoglutarate dehydrogenase complex
Molecular function (GO): dihydrolipoyllysine-residue succinyltransferase activity
Source: RefSeq, a predicted model, not a curated record